AUGUUAAUUAAUGAAGGAAGAGUGGAUAACUUAUCUACACUUAAUAGAAUUAUAAAUUUAAGGUUAUUCCCUAAUUAUACAACAGGAAUAUUCUUAUUUAUACUAAAAAUAUGCAAUAAUCUGCAUAUUAUUAGCAAAUUCUGUAUUAUAUCAUUAUUUAAUACACAAUGUAUCAUAAUAUCACACAAUCAUACUAUUGUACGCUGUAAUUUACAUUUAUUAUACCACAAUGAUUUAAAUAUUUUAUUAUUUAUAAUUUAUUAUUCUUCUCCUUUUUUAAUAUUUUUAAUAUUUUUACAGUCUUAUUUUUAUUUUUUAUUUUCUAUUCUUGUAAAAGUUUUUUACUUACAAGACAUACCAUCAUAUAUUUACUACCUAUUAUUAAAUGUAUAUUUACUUAUUACACUAUGUGGUAUAAUUAUUAGUAUAUACAAAAUAUAUAACACAUUGUGUAAAAUAUAUUAUAUAAAUAACACGAUGUAUAAUAUAUUUAUUAUACUUAUUAUAAUUAUUACUACACUAUUAUAUAUUAUACUAUAUCUAAUAAGUAAUAUAUAUUACACAAUGUAUAUUAUAUAUAUAAUAUUACAUUAUAUAUUACACAGUGUAUUAUUAAUUAUAGUAAUAUUUGAUAUUAUUAACAUAAUUAAUAACACAAUGUGUAAUAAUUAUAGAGUGUAUGUGAUUAUUUGGUUUAUUAUGAUUAAUUGUAUAUUUAUAUGUGGUAAGAAUAAUAUUAAUAACACAAUCCGCAUUAAUUAA
This is a messenger RNA of Nematocida parisii ERTm1, 762 nucleotides long. RefSeq lists its product as uncharacterized. Bases 1 to 762 code for a protein of 253 amino acids. The record is from RefSeq and is a predicted model, not a curated record. The transcript has a single exon. Lineage: Eukaryota; Fungi; Microsporidia.